This is a messenger RNA of Schizosaccharomyces japonicus yFS275, 2325 nucleotides long. Its product is annotated as asparagine synthetase. NCBI's taxonomy places the organism in Eukaryota, Fungi, Ascomycota, Schizosaccharomycetes, Schizosaccharomycetales, Schizosaccharomycetaceae. The coding region runs from base 403 to 2079 and encodes 558 amino acids. The record is from RefSeq and is a predicted model, not a curated record. Gene Ontology annotation, biological process: L-glutamine metabolic process; L-asparagine biosynthetic process. The transcript has a single exon. Gene Ontology annotation, molecular function: asparagine synthase (glutamine-hydrolyzing) activity.
CUCUGGUCGAUAACGUCUCUGAGUGGCUCAUGGUUUAUUUUAAGGUAUAGACGGACGUUCUUUAACCGACAUGAUCAACAUCUAGACUCUGUCUUAUCAGUUGCGUCGCUGUAGCUUAUAUUUACCAUUUUCUCCCAAUUUUUGCACCAGAGAAACCUGCAGUCUGCCAACCACUUUUUAUUACACUCUAAGAGGAACUGCAAAUUUUGCGGCUUUUAGAAGUAUUUUUUGGCAAUAAUCCUUGCAUUUAACGGUCUUUUCGUAGUCCGCGGACAUAAUUAAUCGCAGGUAUUCGUUCGUCCGACAAGUUUUUUUCUUGUUUUUCUUUUUUUCCAUUUUUUUCGUUUUAUUAGACGUUUUUUGGCGUUCCUUUUUAUUCCACUGAAUUAAUCACUACUCAAAAUGUGUGGUAUUUUGGCUAUUCAUCACGUUGAAGGCGAUAUCCAGGCUUUCAAGCCCAAGGCUUUGCAUCUUUCUAAGCAAAUCCGUCACCGUGGCCCUGACUGGUCCGGUAACUGCAUCCGUAAGCAAUCUAUCUUGUGUCACGAGCGUCUUGCCAUUGUCGGUGUCGACAGUGGUGCUCAACCUCUUGUUUCCGACGACGGCAAGCUUGUUUUGACUGUCAACGGUGAAAUCUACAACCACAUUGCCCUUCGUGAGUCUUUGAAGGGUCAAUACGAGUUCAAGACCCACUCCGACUGUGAGGUUAUCCUUUAUCUUUACCGUGAGCAUGGACCCGCCUGUGCUGACAUGCUCGACGGUAUGUUCUCGUGGGUGUUGUACGACGAGAACAAGGACAAGGUUGUCGCUGCCCGUGACCCCAUUGGUAUCACUACCCUUUACCAAGGUUUCUCCUCCAAGAGCCCUGAGACUGUCUACUUUGCUUCUGAGCUCAAGGCCCUCCACCCCGUGUGUGACAAGAUCAUUGCCUUCCCUCCUGGUCAUUUCUUCGACUCUGAGACUGGCGAGACGACCCGCUACUUCAACCCCUCCUGGUGGGAUGAGAACCGCAUUCCCAGCAACCCCAUCGACUACAAGCUUCUCCGUACAACUUUGGAGAACUCUGUCCGCAAGCGUCUUAUGGCUGAGGUUCCUUACGGUGUCUUGUUGUCUGGUGGUUUGGACUCCAGUUUGAUUGCUUCCAUUGCUGCCCGCGAGACCAAGAAGCUUGCUAACGCUUUGGAGGACAGUUCCGAGGAAGCUCGCACCAUCACUGCCUGGCCCAGACUUCACUCCUUCGCCAUUGGUUUGCCUGGCUCCCCCGAUCUUGUUGCUGCCCGUAACGUCGCCAAGUUCUUGGGUACUAGCCAUCACGAACACACCUUCACUGUCGACGAGGGUCUUGACGCCGUUCGCGAUGUCAUCUACCACUUGGAGACCUUUGAUGUCACCACUAUCCGUGCCAGUACCCCUAUGUAUCUUUUGUCUCGUAAGAUCAAGGCUCAAGGUGUCAAGAUGGUUUUGUCUGGUGAGGGAUCCGACGAGAUCUUCGGUGGUUAUCUCUACUUUGGUAACGCACCCAGUGCCGCCGACUUCCACAGCGAGUGUGUCCGCCGUGUUAAAAACUUGCAUCUUUCUGAUUGUCUCCGUGCCAACAAGUCUACUAUGGCUUGGGGUCUUGAGGCUCGUGUCCCCUUCUUGGACAAGGAGUUCCUUGAGGUUGCUUUGAACAUUGACCCCAAGGAGAAGAUGUACACUGCCGAGCGCAAGGAGAAGUACAUUCUCCGCAAGGCCUUCGAUACUUCUGACGAUCCUACUGCCCAGCCCUACCUUCCCAAGGAGAUUCUCUGGCGUCAAAAGGAGCAAUUCUCUGAUGGUGUCGGUUACUCUUGGAUUGAUGCCCUUAAGGACACUGCUGAGCUCCAAAUCAGCGACGAUCAAAUGGCCAACCCCAAGGCUGAGUGGGGCGACGAUGUUCCUCAAACUAAGGAAGCAUACCUUUACCGUCUUAUGUUUGAUGAGCUCUUCCCUCCUCAGUGUGCAAGCACUGUUAUGCGCUGGAUUCCCAAGGCUGAAUGGGGUUGCCCUGCUGAUCCUUCUGGUCGUUACCAGGCUGGUCACAUUGCUGCCAUCAAUUAAAAAAAUCCGACAUGCGCGUUUCCCUUUCCGCGUCCGAGCACCCAAAUAAUGUAUUUCUUUCGUGUUUAAACAGCCUUCGCUGCGAUAGGUUCCCGUAUAUCUCUAGAGGAAAGGAAUUUGUUUUUCAAUGAAAUCUCUGUUACUAGUUUUUGGUUUCGAAACUUAAGCACUGUAAGAUGUUCCAGAGAGUUUGUAGAGGUGUAUGUCUGUAUAUUGCGAGGGAAGUUGGUUCUAUGAGAAGUACAG